Messenger RNA from Saccoglossus kowalevskii, 453 nucleotides. RefSeq names its product tRNA-splicing endonuclease subunit Sen15-like. Gene Ontology annotation, biological process: tRNA splicing, via endonucleolytic cleavage and ligation. NCBI's taxonomy places the organism in Eukaryota, Metazoa, Hemichordata, Enteropneusta, Harrimaniidae. Gene Ontology annotation, molecular function: nucleic acid binding. The record is from RefSeq and is a predicted model, not a curated record.
GAAUUGGUUUAGUGUUGAUGUGCAUGCCUGCAGUGAGCUACAGAUGGUCUACUUAGCAGGAGUUGCUAAUAAGAAAGAUGAAGUGCAACAUAUUUUACCAAUCUCUUCUGACAUGCCACUUUCAAACCAAAGGUUACAACAAUUUAUAAAACUACUGAAACCACAUAAAUGUAAAGAAGACCUGUCACCUUCAGGAUCCAGUGAUGUCAUCACAAGCAGUAAACACAGCUUUGUUCAGCUAGCUGUAAACGACUCAGAUUCUACUAUUGUGUAUUACAAAAUAUCAGAUGAACUGAUUCCACCCGAUCCACCAAAACAAACACUGCUCAAAGAAGUUGGCAAAGGCAAACGCAGAAAAAGGAAAGCAAUUUUGCUACCCCAGCAACCAGAUGAGCCUGUGACAGAUGAUGAGAAUUGGGGAGAUGAACUUUGACCUCACAGUGCUUGCUGAUA